AUGAUCGGUGCUCUUUUUUUAUUGUAUGCGUCUCAAGGGAGGAACCCAAUUAUUCGGCUAUGGUUGGCUUUGCGAAUGGCGAUGAUGACAUUUGUUGAAUUCUUCUUUUGGUACCGCGUUAUGCCUUUGCCAUGGUUGCCCAGAGGGUUCCGAUCCUGGGAUUGGUUGGAGACGCCUGAGUGGUUGAAAAGGGUUGGUCUGGUAUGGCCUACGGUGAACAUAACCCGGCAACCGAUAUUGUCCUCAACGCUGCAACGAAUUUAUCAAUUGAAGCUGGCCAUGGACGGCCCUGUGGCAUUUUACUCUCGCUUUCCCGCCGACGUGGAGGAGUUUGGCAUUAUUUGGUCUAGUCGUCAAUGGUCCAAGACGAUAUAA
Fusarium proliferatum ET1 is the source of this 375-nucleotide messenger RNA. RefSeq lists its product as uncharacterized. The transcript has a single exon. NCBI's taxonomy places the organism in Eukaryota, Fungi, Ascomycota, Sordariomycetes, Hypocreales, Nectriaceae. The record is from RefSeq and is a predicted model, not a curated record. Bases 1 to 375 code for a protein of 124 amino acids.